Molecule: messenger RNA, 1222 nt
Organism: Periconia digitata
Lineage: Eukaryota; Fungi; Ascomycota; Dothideomycetes; Pleosporales; Periconiaceae
Source: the annotation of a GenBank genome assembly
GCUCCCACCCUUAAGCUGGAGCUAUACAGCUUCAACGAAUCGGAGUCUCGCAAUCCUCGAAGCUGUGGGGCGGCCCUGACAUCGCUGCGGGUUAAAAGUAGAAACAACGCCGGCGCCGCGGGAAAGCUGGUCCGAACGAGCUCAAACGACAAUCACCUCUUUACUCUCGGACGUGGUUUGAGAGCUAAUAACAACAAUAAUUCAAAGAGAAGAAAUUGGACGGAAAGAAACAAUGGUUGAGGUUAAGAAGUAUGAGAUUAAAGAGCCGUGGCUCAAACUAAACUGCUCCCUGGGCGAAGCCCCCUUCUACGAAGAAUCCACAAACACGCUCCGCUUCCUCGACGUCGAAAAACAACGCAUCCACUCCGUCUCCCUCUCUGAAGGUCCCUCGUCCCACAAAGUCAUCGCCGAAACAGACAUAUCCAUGGGCUGCACCGCCGACAUCGAAGGAAACUCAACGCACUUCAUCUUCGGCGGCAAAUACGGCUACGGCAUCUGCAACCGCUCCACGGGAGCCUACUCGUGGGUCAAAAAAGUCUGGUCCGAUGAGGAGCACGCAGCCGGGAAACCCAACAAAUUCCGCGGCAACGAUGGCGCAGUGGACUCGCAGGGACGGUUCUGGUGCGGCUUCAUGUUCGAUCCCCUCGUGACGGAUAUGAACAACCAAGGCGCGGUAUUCCGUCUCGACAGCGAUGGAAGCUUGCAUCGGCCCCUCAGCGAUAUCACAAUCCCCAAUGGCACGACGUGGAAUAAGAAGGAUGAUACUAUGUACUUUGCUGAUUCCCCGUUCAAAACAAUCUAUGCGUUUGAUUAUUCUGCGUCUACGGGCGCAGUGUCAAAUCGUCGUCCGUUCUUCGUCAUGCCCGAGGAUAAUCGAUAUGGCGAGGACGCGGUGCCAGAUGGUCACUGUAUCGAUGAGGAGGGCUUCAUGUGGACUGCGCUCCAUGGCGGGUCCAGGGUAUUGAGGAUCUCGCCGGAUGGAGAGGUUGUUGCCGAGAUAAAAGUGCCAACGCUCCAACCUACAUGUCCUUGCUUUUGCGGGACGGAGCUGUUGAUUACGAGUGCUGGGGGAACUAGUGGAGAGGACGGCAAGGGCGUUGAUGAGUUUGCGGGGAGCGUGUUUAGGAUCGACGUCGGGGUUCGGGGGUUGAAGAGAUUCAAGUGGAAGGGUGGGGUUGAUGUUGAGGGGGGGAUGAAGGACGGGCAGGUGGUCGCUGAGUAA